GCCGGUGUCCAGGUAUCCCCGCAGCCGGUGUAACGCACAUUAACAAAAAUAUCCUCCCGCCUUUUUGGCACACAAUAACAGAAGCUGACAUUACCCGCUCUGUAUGCACAUCCGCGAAUGUACAUAGAUAGAGGGAGGGCAAGCAACCCUGCUGAAUCUGUGCAGCUCUGAUUUCACGAACGCAACAAGGAGGUCGCUCUCUCUCUUUAGACGGAGCUAAAUGGAACUUCAAGCAAGAUGCGGAGGUCCUUAUAGGAGCUCCCUGAGUGGUCUCCAGCUCAUCUUCACUUGCUCUGCAUUUUGAAAAUCUCUGGGCCCAACAGACCUUCAAGAACUGACUGAGAUUUUGUCAUCAGAUUUUUACAGUUAUAUGGAACAAACUGUGGUACAGUUUUAAUGUCUUACCAGCUGUGUGUCCUUCUCUGGACAGAAUGGAUGCUCUCUUUGAAUCUGGUUGACCGUCUCUCUCCUCGUCCCCUUCCUCCUGUCUACUCAGCAGAAGGAGGGUGGGGGAUAGGUCCCCUACCCCCCCUCGCCGGCUAGGCUAGUCUUCUUUCGGACUGUAGUUGUUUCUCUUUUGCAUUAUCUUGUGCUCACAACAGCUCUAAUCCCUCCAUAGCCUCUAUAUGAAAUCCUGCCAGAGCUUCAAGGAGGAGGUUUCCAUCCCAAGCCUUGGCGGGAUGUCACAGGAGGAGGCACGCAGAACGCCGGUGUCAAAGUCCUAUUUUCACUCUCCUAACCCAGACUUGGACCUGACGGGUAAGGUUCACAGAGGGGACGUAGGUGGAAAGCCUUAUUCUGUUUUGGUAGACAACAAAAUGUCAGCCAAGACACCUGGGACAGAUCAGAACAUGGGCCGGGUGUCUCCUCAGCAUGUGUCUCCACAGCAGCAUCAGCAGUACUUCAGAGAGGGAGCACAGGAUGUGGGGUUGCAGGGGUCUGAAACGGGUAACCAGGGAUCCUCUGAUGACACUGAGGUGGAUGAAGAUGACGACGAUGAGGAGGAGGAGGAUGAAGAGGGCUACAAACGUGAGCAGAUCAUUGUCGAGGUUAAUCUAAACAACCAGACGCUUCAUGUAUCCAAGGGGGACAAGACUGGAACCACAGCAGAUGACUCAGAAAGAGAAGGAAGCGAUGAUGAUGAAGACGAGGAGGAAGAAGAGGAGGAGGAUGAAGAUGAGGAGAGCCAUGAUGAGGAAGAGGAGGAAGAUGAAGAGGAACAAGUAGUCGAGAGUCAAAGAAUUCGUUCGAGAAGAACCAGACAAUGUGUUUCAGCUGCCAGCCAGCCAAAGAGGAAAAGCCUCCGAACGGCUCUGAGCAAGGCCACUGCAGGAAUGACCACCAGGGGGCGUAGGAAGCGCCUGGAGCCUCCAAAGAGCAAGCGCAGGUCAGGCAGGUGUGCUCCCUCCUCAGCAGGUACAGAAACAACGGGUGGGAAGGCGGAGAUGGAGGAGGAGAAGGAGAUGCUGAUGUGUGAGAAGUGUCCCAGGGUGUUCAACACACGCUGGUACCUGGAGAAGCACAUGAACGUCACACACAGACGGAUGCAGAUCUGCGACAAGUGCGGCAAAAAGUUUGUCCUGGAGAGUGAACUGGCACUGCAUCAGCAGACUGACUGUGAGAAGAACAUCCAGUGCAUCUCCUGCAACAAGUCUUUUAAGAAGCUGUGGUCUCUGCAUGAGCACAUUAAGAUUGUUCACGGCUACGCGGAGAAGAAGUUCUCAUGUGAAAUCUGCGAGAAGAAGUUCUACACAAUGGCUCAUGUACGGAAGCACAUGGUUGCUCACACUAAAGACAUGCCUUUCACCUGUGAGACAUGUGGGAAGUCAUUUAAACGCAGCAUGUCAUUAAAAGUGCACUCGCUGCAGCACUCUGGGGAGAAACCCUUCCGCUGUGAGCACUGUGACGAGCGGUUCCAGUACAAGUACCAGCUGCGCUCCCAUAUGAGCAUUCACAUCGGACACAAGCAGUUCAUGUGCCAGUGGUGUGGCAAAGACUUCAACAUGAAACAGUACUUUGACGAGCACAUGAAAACGCACACAGGAGAGAAGCCUUUCAUCUGUGAGAUCUGCGGGAAGAGCUUCACCAGCCGGCCCAACAUGAAACGCCACCGUCGCACCCACACGGGCGAGAAGCCGUAUCCCUGCGAGGUGUGUGGCCAGCGCUUCCGCUUCUCCAACAUGCUCAAAGCUCACAAGGAGAAGUGCUUCCGGGUCACCAGCCCUGUGGUUCUGCAGACUAGUGGAUCCACUGUGCCUGUCCGCCUCUUUGCCAAUGCCUUCUCCUCUCCUGCUUCCUCCUCUUCUUCCCCCACCACUGUCCCUGGGCCCUCAGCGGCGACCCCGGCCACCACCUCAGCCUCUCUGGGCCUCAGCCCGACCGGAGGAUCCAUUCCACAGCAAAGCCCUGUCGGACACACAUUCUCCCAUGUUCAGCUCCAUUCAGCUCCCUCCCAUCAUCAUUCCCAUCCUACAAUAACACAACAGCACCUCUCCAACACACCCCAGCAGGUCCCUCCUCACAGCCACCACCACCUGGUGGUGCCCCCUGUUGCUCACCUCCCCCCUCCCCCAGCUCUUUUCAAGAGUGAGCCCCUAAACCACUGCGGGCAUGAAGACAGCAGCUACCUGCACCACAUGGCCCCCCUUGACAAGGGCCCUGGAGCACCGCAGCACCACUGAACUGUGCGCCUUGUUUGUUGUCUUAAAGUUCUGCCUCAGUUUCUCAAAAUUGCAGAAACUUGAAGCCAAGUCUGCAGAGAGGGCCCAGUGGGAGAACAGCAGCGCCAGUCCCUGUGUGCUUUACACAGGAGGUGGAGAGAUGUUGCUGACAUCAGUGUGAAUUAAAAUAGGAGCAUUCAUGUUCCAUCAGACAAUGGAGGUUUUCUGUAUAGACGUGUUUAGCUUCUGUCCAGCAGUCUAAAAUGAAUCCAGACAUAAACAUUAAAGCUAUAAACUGUUGCACCAUCCGUGCUCACAUGAAGUGAGACAUCACUUUAAAAAACUGCUCACCUGGCAAAGGUUUUACAAUCGCUAGAAAUCAUUCUCAGAUUCUCUCCUUCAGAAAACGAUUCUGUGUGAACAUCUCUCUCCACAUUGAUAGGUGGAAACUCGUUUUUAUCAAAAAGCUGCUGAUGGAACUCAAAAUCCAUAUUACCUGGACUCUAUGGAUCCUCAAAGAUCACUGAACUUUCCUUUUUUUUUUUUUGGUUAAUCUGACUUAAGGUCAUACAUCAGUCAGCUCAUCCCCAUAGCAAUAUUCUACUUAUUCUCCAAACUGUAGUGCAGGAACCUUGUGGGCAAACAGAAAUGUUUAAUGAAUGUUGAAACUGGCUCUACCUGAGCAUUUUUUCCUGGUCAAAGGGCAAUGUUAAAGAGACAGUUUGGACUUUUACUGCGAGGUUCUGGUAGUGGGUCCUUUACCUUUUACUAGACCGAUGUCAUAUUGGUGUAAGGCUAACUGCUGAGAAGACAACUGGCCCAACCCAUAUUUUUUAGCUGAUUUUAACCAAUUAAAACAACUUUAACUGAAAAUGUUCAUUUUGCGAAAGACUGUUUGUUGCAGUUUUCUCCACUGAAAAACUUCCAUUUUACCGUACUAAAUAACGUUAGCUCAGGCUCUCAGGGUGUAUUGGUCUGUCUCUUCAGCUUCGACUCGUCGGUCUGCUCUUAUUCCAAGAACAAAGCAAACAUUUUGAUUUUGUAUCAGGCUGUCAGUUUUACCGAGGCAUCAAACGUUUAGUCGUUUCAAAAAUGAUCUCGGGUGAAGUCAUGAUCAGCUAGCCAGGCGGAUUGAUACAGCUGGCAGUAACGUCGCUUUGUGUAGUAACUCGGAUGUUGUUCGGCUGAGAAAACAGCGGCAGUCCUUCGUGUAGAUGAAGGAUUAUCAGAUCUCUAGUAAAAGGUCUAAAUCUGGUUUCUAGAUGAGGUCAAAGGUGUGUAAUAUCUAGCGAUGAGCAAAUCUCUUAUUUUACUUACUUACAACUUGCAAGCAAAAGAAAUUACACUUUCCUAAUUAUUCCUAAGAUGUAAAUGGUAGUCUGCCUUCAGUGAGCUGCCUACCUAGGGCCCGAUACAUUUUGAUUAAUUUAUUUUUUGAUUCCAUGUUUUACAAACUGAACAGAUUAUUUAACAUUUAAAAGUAUCUGUUUAAUUUGUCAAAUUUCAACAGUUAAAUGAAAAACUUGAUGUUUAUGCAAUAAUCCUUUAAAUCCACCUGCCAGGUAUCUGUAAAUAUUGUGGUAAUAAAAAAAAGUAGCACAGA
Molecule: messenger RNA, 4263 nt
Organism: Girardinichthys multiradiatus
Lineage: Eukaryota; Metazoa; Chordata; Actinopteri; Cyprinodontiformes; Goodeidae
Product: zinc finger protein 652-like
Exons: 6
Coding region: 627-2681 (684 amino acids)
Biological process (GO): regulation of transcription by RNA polymerase II
Cellular component (GO): nucleus
Molecular function (GO): RNA polymerase II cis-regulatory region sequence-specific DNA binding; DNA-binding transcription activator activity, RNA polymerase II-specific
Source: RefSeq, a predicted model, not a curated record